ACCCGGCGGCAGCGGUGACCCUGGCGACCGCGGCGGCAGUGGCGGCGGAGGUCGCCGCAGCGGCGGCGGCGGCGGCCGAGGCUGCGGCGGCGACCGUGGCGGAGGCGGUGGCGGAGGCCUCCGUGGCGGAGGUGGAAGCAGAGAUGGAGGCCGAGUUGGAGGCCGAGUUGGAGGCCAGCCUGGUGGAGGCGGCGGUCCUGGCCGGGGAGGAGGCGGGGGCGGCCGGCGCGGCCGCGGCGGUGGCAGCCACCGAGGCCAGCCUGGAGGAGGCCAGCCUGGCGGAGGCCACGGGGGCCGCUGCGUCGCCUUCCUACGGGAGGGUGGACAUGGAUGAAGAGCUGGCGGCGGCCUUGGCUGCAGAAGAGGAAGAGGCGGCGGCCGGGGGCUCCUCCGAUGGGAACCCUGACUAUCCCAAUGCCUCGCUCUACGUGGGCGACCUGCACCCCGAGGUGACCGAGUCGAUGCUGUAUGAGAAGUUCAGCCCAGCUGGGCCCAUCCUGUCCAUCCGCCUUUGCAGGGACAAGGUCACCCGACGCUCUCUGGGCUACGCAUAUGUCAACUACCAGCAACCGCUGGACGCCAAGCGGGCCCUGGAAACCAUGAACUUUGACGUUAUCAAUGGCAGGCCGGUGCGCAUCAUGUGGUCCCAGAGGGACCCGUCGCUCCGCAAGAGCGGGGUGGGCAACGUCUUCAUCAAGAACCUGGGCAAGACCAUCGACAACAAGGCGCUGUACAACAUCUUCUCGGCCUUUGGCAACAUCCUGUCCUGCAAGGUGGCCUGUGACGAAAAGGGGCCCAAGGGCUACGGGUUCGUGCACUUCCAGAAGGAGGAGUCAGCCGAGCGCGCCAUAGAUGCGCUGAAUGGCAUGUUCCUGAACUACCGCAAGAUUUUCGUGGGGAGAUUCAAGUCCCACAAGGAGAGAGAGGCCGAGAGGGGAGCCUGGGCCCGCCAGUCCACCAGCGCCGACUUCAAGGAUUUCGACGAUGACUCCGAUGAAGAGGCCACCUUACGAUGAAGACAUCCCAGGACCCAGCCAGUAGAGCCAAAGCUUGGCUCCCACCCCGUUUACAGCCCCCACCCCCCAAUCCCCCAACCCACCAGCAGUGUAUUGUAUUGGGAGUGCAGGUUUCUCUCUCCCUCUCCCUCCCUCCCUCCUCACCCCUCCCCGCUCCCCUUCCCCUCCCCAUUUCCUCUUUCCUUCCUCCCCUCUCUUGCCUUCUCUCCCUCCCUUCUCCCCCCCCCCCCGCCAGCCAGUGCAAGCUAGCUUCCCCAUCCCCUCUCUGCUCUCAGCCCCCCCUUCCCUCUUCUAUCCUCUCCUUCCCUCCUUUCUCUCCACCCCCAGUCAACUCCCCCCUUCCCCCCGCCCCCGCCAAUAAUCCCACUAAUCUGUGCCAUUUGAGAGGGUAAAGGCUGCCUCUUCUCCCCGUGGUCGGUCUGAUUCUUAAAAGCGUUUUCUGUCUCUUUGUUUACUGCACAGGUGAUGCAAUUUCCUGGUAGAAAUAUCUGGAAGGAGAAGGAAGUCUGAUGUGGGAGAAAGAACCAAGAGUGCAAUUGCUUCCCAUCAUCCUAAUACUCAGAGAGAACCUCUUUUACCUUCUUUGGUGUGCCCUUUUUCCAGGCUCUCUGCUACCCCUUUCUCCCCCUCUCACCCCAGACCCACCUUCCCCUUUAACAUAUUCUUGUAGAGUGGUUCAUGUAUGUGGUGUUUCUUAACCUGCUUUCUUCAGCGAUGAAAACCAAACAAAUCAACGCAUUGAACUUCUUUCCAUGCUAUUCAACAGGCUUAUGGAAUAUCAUCUUCAGUGCCUGCAGAGUGCUCCUGUGUACCUAUCCAUGGACCUUAACAUUUCUGUAAUCAUUCCCGCACUGUUGGACAUUCAGGUGCCUAGUUCUUUCCCUGUGUUUAAAAACCAACACUGCGUGCCCUGAUGAGUGACUCCUUCCUUGUCAAGCCAAAUCUAGGCUAGCAUCCUGGAUGGCCUCUCCUUAACUGUGGACUUGCAGGAUUCACAUAUAGACGUUUCAAUGACUUUCCCUGUGUUUUGCCAAAAGGCUCCCUUUCAUAAGCAUUGUACCAGUUUGUAUUUGUGCCAGCCAGCCAGUGCAGCUAGAAAAAAAAAAGAGUAUGCCCAUCUCCCCUGCACAGUCUCAUGGUCCACUGUAACUGUGUGUGUGUGUGUGUGUGUGUGUGUGUGUGUGUGUGUGUGUGUGUGCUUGCGCGCUUGCAGGCGCGCGUGCAGCAUCAUGAGCUGCUGCAAAUGGUAUUUCACUGUCGUUAUUUCACUGGAACUGAAAGCUGUUAAUCGCCCUUUUCUGCAUUCCUGCUUCCUUUCCUUUUCCUUAUUGCCAGAAAAAAUAAAUCAGCUACGUUACAGGAAAAUAAAUUCACUAAGCAGACCAUUUAACAGAAGAAACUGAACGCUCUCAGCUAUCAAUGCUAAUGAAUCCCAUGCCUUCUUGAAAUGUGCUGAUAUGUACGUGCCCGGUGUUUUUCAAGAACUAGCUGAGUCAUUUCUCUUUGUUGUUCUAGUAUUGUUGUUAUGCAUUGUCGUAUACGUAUAUUAUAAUGUACAUAUUGUUUUAUAUCUGCUUUCACAUGUGUGUAUGUGUGCAUAUGCACACAGUUUGCUGAGCUUCAUUUCCUGUCAUUAAAGAUACUUUUAAAAUA
Alexandromys fortis (reed vole) is the source of this 2669-nucleotide messenger RNA. RefSeq names its product polyadenylate-binding protein 1-like 2. Gene Ontology annotation, molecular function: poly(A) binding; poly(U) RNA binding; mRNA 3'-UTR binding. Gene Ontology annotation, cellular component: cytosol; nucleus; ribonucleoprotein complex. The transcript has a single exon. NCBI's taxonomy places the organism in Eukaryota, Metazoa, Chordata, Mammalia, Rodentia, Cricetidae. Bases 144 to 1016 code for a protein of 290 amino acids. The record is from RefSeq and is a predicted model, not a curated record.